AUGCAUUCUGUUUCAUUGAUCACCGCUACACUCGCAUUAUUUGCAUCCACUGCCCUGGCCAACUUCUACGGUAACCAUUCGGUGGUUACCACUACUGAGAUUGUAACCGAUUAUACCACUUAUUGUCCAAUCGAAACCACAGUCACCAUCACUAGUUGUAAAGACCACCAAUGUACACCAACCGAAAUUGUUAUUCCAGAACCAACCACACUUACCGUUACUGGUGAGAUCUUGUGCUCAACAACGUAUACCUUGGGCCCAAGCGGAGCAACUGAGACUGAAACUGAGACUGAGACUACUCCAGAAAGUUACACUGUUACCGAGGAGACUGUUACUGAAUACACUACAUACUGUCCAGAGGCAACCACAUUUACAAUCACAAAGUGCACCAACGAGGUCUGUUCACCAUCACCAGUUACGGUGACUGAGCCAACUACUGUCACUUUAACUGGCGAGAUUGUGUGCCCUACAACCGUCCCAGCUCCUAAACCACCAGUCACUUAUACCAAGACUACACAAAGUGCAUCGGUUUCUGUUACCACUUAUACCGCAACCGGGUACACUACUUAUUGUCCUGAAUCAACCGUCUUGAUCUGGACCACUUGUCACGAACAGCAAUGCGCACCAUACACCUAUACUGCAAGCGGCGGCGAGACUGUGACAUACAGCAGUGAAAUCGUACUCACUACUGAACACUCUAGCAAUGUCGAAAUCACCUUGACAACUGUCUCAACACCAGAAGCACCAACUGCUUCUGCUCCUGCCCCAGCGCCUGCUCCUUCAGCAGAGGAACCAAUCGUUUCUGCCCCUGCCCCAGCACCUGCACCUGCACCUGCAACCGAAGGCACAACUGUUACUGCUCCUUCUCAACCUCCUGCAGGAGAAACUCCUGUUUCCGCACCUGCUCCUGCCCCCGCACCUGCUCCAGAAGCCACAACACCAACCACCGUUGAGGCUCAAUCAGAAUCACCUGCUGCUGUUAGUACUCCAGAAUCUCUUUCUGUUUUGGAAGGUUUCGCAAACACCAACAAAGCGGUUGGAUCCUCAAUUGUUUACUUUUUAGCAGCCGUCGCUGGAUUCUUACUCAACUAA
Molecule: messenger RNA, 1092 nt
Organism: Lodderomyces elongisporus
Lineage: Eukaryota; Fungi; Ascomycota; Pichiomycetes; Serinales; Debaryomycetaceae
Gene: PGA13
Product: Pga13p
Exons: 1
Coding region: 1-1092 (363 amino acids)
Source: RefSeq, a predicted model, not a curated record